CACCACCGCGUGGCGGUGACGCUACCGUUGCCCGUGACGGCGAGAAUCAAGAGCAAUUUGGUUUUUCCCGUAAAACCGUGUCAGCUGUUAGCUUGAUUCAAUCGAAUCAUGAUGAAUAUGGACGACGAGAAAUUGAUUGCGUUUGUUUCGACAUACCCGGAAAUAUUUAAUAAGAAAAAUCGGUAUUACAGGGCAGUCGAACGUAAAAAAAGUUUGUGGGAGCUCAUCGGAAAGGAGCUAAAUACGAGUGGAGAAAUAUGUAUGAGAAGAUGGGUAGCUCUCCGUGACCGAUAUGGCAGGGAGCUGAGGAAAGCGGAAGCACCAUCGGGCAACGAGGCACAAUUUUAUAAAAAGUGGCAUCUGAUGGAGGCAAUGCAGUUCCUGAAGCCCCAUAUUAUUACACGACCAGUUCGAUAUUCGCAAAAUAUUUUCGCAAGUGCUGUGUCGCCAUUACCUGCUGUCGGGGCACCGCUACCUUCGACAUCGCCUACUCUCACACUGCCGUCGUCAUCUCCCAUCAAAUUGCCUUCACCAUCACCUCCUCUUAUGCUAUCGACAUCAUCCCUCGUAUCGUUGUCUGCACCAUCGCUUACCAGCGCAGUCUCGCAGCCCUUGCCACUUGGUCCGAUCGCGGUGUCCCUACCUUCGCCAUCGCCUCCUAGUGAAAUCUCACCAACUUCAAUAUCACCACCUAUCACAGCUUCGUUGCCCUCGCCAUCGCCAUCGUCAUCGCUAGUAGCCUCACCAGCGCCCACACAAACACUGCGCUCCAGGGGUGGAAAACGGCGCGCAAACAAUUUCGAUGUGGAGAAAAGCAUGCUGGAAGCAGUGGAAUUGUUUAAAAAGAGAUGCUUAGCUAGGGAAGAGCAAAAUAAAAACUCUGCUUUGCAUGGCUUUGGCAUUACGAUAGUUUCUAUACUAUCGAAGAUGAGUGAAGCAAAGCAGUUGCGAACUAUGCAACGCAUUCUAGAAGUAGCGUUUGAAAUGCAACAGGAGCCAGAAUAAUAAUUGCUUUUAAUUUUAAUGUCCCUUUUAGCGUGUAAAAUAAGUGUAAAUGGUUGGGCUUUAUACCGUACCAUGUGAAUAUUAUUUCAUUGUAAGUUGAUCCUUAAACUGUAGUGGUUUUAAGCAACAAAAAUUCAGAUAAAGUCAUAAAACCCAAUCAUUUACGCUUAUUUUAUUGUGCAAUCUACCAUUUAUAUUCCCUUACUUUCAUAAAGCAAGGCAAACACCACUCAUCUUGGCAUUCAACUGAUUAAAUUCUUCAAUUGCGUGCGAUUCACAUGUUGAAUGCCAAGUUGAAUGUUGUAAAUCUAACAUAAUACAUACUUAUUUUAAUUAACAUGUAAACUUUCUGUUUUGAAAUAACAGUAACUGAAGUGUUCCUAGUUUUAAAUGUAAAUUUAAAUAAUACCAAAAUAUUACAUAUUUAUAUACAAAAACUUUUAAAAUUAAUAAUGCGUCGUCUGGUUGUUUUAGUAUCGUAUAAAUACAUACAUAUGUAAAUAUACCCUGCAGAAAAUCUGACUAGCUUAGAACUAGACCUUUUGCCGACAGU
Messenger RNA from Rhagoletis zephyria (snowberry fruit fly), 1558 nucleotides. RefSeq names its product transcription factor Adf-1-like. Gene Ontology annotation, biological process: regulation of transcription by RNA polymerase II. The record is from RefSeq and is a predicted model, not a curated record. Lineage: Eukaryota; Metazoa; Arthropoda; Insecta; Diptera; Tephritidae. Gene Ontology annotation, cellular component: transcription regulator complex; nucleus.